Messenger RNA from Perca flavescens (yellow perch), 1231 nucleotides. RefSeq names its product phosphoinositide-interacting protein. NCBI's taxonomy places the organism in Eukaryota, Metazoa, Chordata, Actinopteri, Perciformes, Percidae. The transcript is spliced from 2 exons. The record is from RefSeq and is a predicted model, not a curated record. Gene Ontology annotation, cellular component: plasma membrane. Gene Ontology annotation, molecular function: phosphatidylinositol bisphosphate binding; transmembrane transporter binding. Bases 102 to 605 code for a protein of 167 amino acids. Gene Ontology annotation, biological process: positive regulation of cation channel activity.
GUUAUCUGUAUCUCCGUCACAGGAGAUAAGUCCAAAAAAAGUAGUCCUACUGUUUUAGUUUUAAUCGAUGGGAUUUGCUUGUAUGUAAUGUCUGAGCUAGUAUGGCUGCCUUCAGGGUGGAAACAGGGUGCUAUCGACCUCUGUGCCUAUUAAUUUUGAAAGAGCAAUGCCCAAUGGAUCAACUCCAACACUGGACCAAUCAAUGGGCAUCUGAUCUCAGAGUGUCCUCCAGUGUGACCAUGCUCUCCACAGCAGUCACCAUAUCAACCAUGGAUUCUUCGUCCCAGGAUGUGGAGGACACUGAAGCCUCCACACCGCUGCACCAUCUGCAGGAUGGGGAGUCCCCUGGCUGUCAGGGCGCUCCAGCUCCAUCCUGCUGGCUGCUCUACUCUAAGCCCAUCAUGGCCAUUGUUGUUGGCACACUGCUGUUUGGUGCGGGCACAGCCCUAUCCCUGCUCUACUUCACCCAGGUGGGCCAUGUCCCCUACCUGCUUGGGCCGCUGUUCCUCUCUGUGGGUCUGAUGUUCCUGGUCACCGGCCUGGUCUGGAUCCCCGUGCUAAAAGAGUCUGGAGCACAAGCCGCUCACCAAGGUCAGCCAUGGUAACGGCUCCAAGUGGAGCAAUCAGACCCAGGAACUAUCUGCUUCGGAAGCACAAAGCAGUACGUACAAAAGUGUGGGGUCACACUGUGGGACAGUAUGGACUUGCAUUGUGGGAGUGUGGGCGCUCAACCCAAACCAGGGACUGAAAGUUUUUUGAGCAUUCUUAAUUUGCAUCUGUCUAGCCUGAUAAUGUAUUCAUUAUUGAAUAUAUUAGUCUAAAAAUAGUGGAAUACGCCUUUAAAGUAUCUGCUAAUGUAAAUUAUAAACUGCUGCCAGGAUGUUAAAAAACACUUAUUCCCAGGUGUCCGUGUCCUCAAUUGUAGCUCCAGCUCUGUUUGCAGUCGACCUGGAAGCUGUAAUAGAGGUUGGUAGAUAUUGCAAGCCAGUUGGCUAAAACCAUGUAGCUUCUUGUGGCUGUUAGACAGAGAUCUUUGCGUCUUUACAUUAGAAAUCUUUGCAUCUUAACAGGUUAAAAACUGACAUUAUCGUGAUUUUUCAGAAUUUGAAGCAACCAGUUUUUUUUGUGAUUUAUAAGGACCCGACUUUUUGUUUUUGUUGUUGUUAUAUCAUAGCCCUGUAUUACUGCCCUCCGCUUCUUUAUCUAUUCAACUUAAACAAUUCCCUCCCAC